AUGGCGACCGUCAACCAGAACAUGUUCGGAGCCAGCAUAGGCGCAGAACCGCCCGGCGGUGCUUCGCUGAUGGUUCUCCCGUUGAACCUCAUCGCCCAGAUCGUAUCACAUGUCGAAGACACAGGCGAUCUCGCCCAGCUAUGCCGAACAUGCCGCGUCCUCAAUUACAUGGCAUUACCACAACUCUACCGCAGCCUAACGCUGACCUCCUACGACAAAAUCCGUUAUCGCGAUGACCAGCCAGAAGGAAUUGGCAGUGGAAGCCCCUUCACAAUGGGCCUGAACGCGGUGAUUACAAGGCCGUAUGGGUCGUUAGUGCGAUCAAUGACACUGCGCGGCGAAUGGAGCGACCACGAACUGGAAGAACAUGCGCGAGUCGGGCGCGUGCCGGACUCGUCGAUGUUGCUGAAUAUCGCCGUCCGCGCCGCGAUCGAUCGCAUGACCAAUCUGGAAAGCUUCCACUGGGAGUUAAAUACCAAGAUGCUGGAUACGGUGUUUACAGGCUUGACGCAGAUGCCCAAGCUUACCUCUUUGACCAUUCGCUUCCCCUCCAGCCGUCAUCCGCAGCCUACCUUUGUUCUUCCGGGUAUGCCGCAUUUGCGCUGUUUGAAGAUUACUGAUAUCGAUCCUUUGUGUUAUCCGGACGAUAUCGCGACGAUGCUUUGGAAGAGUCGUAAGUUGCGCGAGUUGAAGCUGCAUUGGUCGCCGCGGAUGCGUGAUGCUCAGGAGCCGAGUGUUUCGCUUCAUGAUUACUUCCGCAAGCUUAUUGUGAACAAGCAGCCGUUGGCGGUUAAGAAGAUGUCCUUUCAGAAUCUUUAUGCUUUCCAUACUGAGGAUUUCAAUUUCGCUUUUGAUCCGACGACCGUUGAGGAUGUUACUUUCCUCACUGGCGUUGAAGGGUCUAGUCUAGCCAACACGUUCAUGGAGAACAGCUGGCCUACUGUCCCACCGCAUGCCAAGCUCCGAGUGAAAUCUGUCAGAAUGGAUACUGUGUCAAAGCGGAAUGCGGAGUUUAUUGGCAACUUCCAGGGCCUCGAACGGUUGUACUUUGUGAACGUCACCUCCGCCUCGAGUGAUUAUCUCAAUUCUCCCCGACAGGGAGGGAAUUCUUCAUCCGCACUCACACCGCCGAUCUAUGACAGUCAACCGCAUGGCGCGGCGAAUGGAACUACAUCUAAUUCACCUAUCACUUCGGUUUCCCCAGCAAGCCAACUGACUGCGACAUCCAGCCUUCGCGAUGUCUAUCUUUCACAUAUCAGUGUAAACCACGGUGCAACAUUACGCCACCUCCUCCUACCCUCAAAAUGGCCUCUCUCAACAGGCAUGGUCGGGCGUCUCGUCCACAGCUGCCCGAACCUGGAGCAGCUGGCUCUCGCCACAGAAUUUACCAGCAUGGACUCACUGGGCCUACUAAUACCCUUUCUCCGAAAACUAAAAGCCCUCCGACUUCUCAUUCCCCCGUCAUCCGGCCAACCUAAAAACGCCCCACCAGGCACAGCCCUCAGAAUCUCAAAAUCCGCACAAGGCGAAUCCUCCCUCGGCCUCAGCAGGUCACUACAGAACACCAUCGCAAACGUAAAGUCGUUCACCGAAUUAGUAGACAUGGACGACGCAGUCCUAACAGACCUAAUGAGCUACGACCUCGCAAACGAACCAAUCUACGGCAACGUCAAAGUCCUCGGCCUAGGCUGGAAAGCCUGGGAAAUCCGCGAAUGCUACAAAGCCCCCAUCCCACAACCACAACCCGACAACACCGAACACCAAUCUCCACAAAAUGGCGAAUACGCACCCACCGAAAGCCCAGACGUCAACGUCAACGUCAACGUCAACGGUGGUCCCUCAACCCAUCCAGGCUACACUACACAGAGAUCGCCCGGUAUACAAACACCACGCCUGGACUCUUGGUCUGCAAGCGCCUCACCAGUCGCAAGACCACUCCAACCACCUUCAACACUGGGCAAAAGAUCCCGUGACCACGACGUUGAGGAUCCCACCCCAACACCACGACAACAGUCUCAUGGCCCAGAGACAGUUAAUUUCCCCCAAGACCGUGAUGAUACGCCUUCUUUCGGACCAAGUCAUUAUUCGAUGGCCGAGGAUGGUUUUAUUUGGAGACGGCGUAUGCGCCGUGUUGGAUGGGAGGUUUUGCAACAUUGGGAGGUGUGGGCGUUGGAUGCACAGGAGAUUUGA
Penicillium canescens is the source of this 2190-nucleotide messenger RNA. RefSeq lists its product as uncharacterized. The transcript is spliced from 2 exons. Gene Ontology annotation, molecular function: protein binding. Bases 1 to 2190 code for a protein of 729 amino acids. The record is from RefSeq and is a predicted model, not a curated record. NCBI's taxonomy places the organism in Eukaryota, Fungi, Ascomycota, Eurotiomycetes, Eurotiales, Aspergillaceae.